CGGAGUCGCUCCGGGGAGCUGAUGUUGCACGUUUCGUUGACUACACUCCAAGGUGCAGCGGCGGCCAGCGCAUCGCCUCAGCCAGUCAACAUUAGAAUCAAGUCAAGCAUUGGAGAUGGAUUUGACAGAAGAUGGAGACCAAGACAAGCCAAAGGAAUUCAUUAGGAAGAAGAGGAAAACUGGUUCCCGCUGCAUUGCAUAUGGCUGUGACAAUACCUUGUAUAAGGGUUUCAUCAUGCACCUAAUGCCAGGAAAGAUGCCAGUUGGGCAGGAACAUUUCGACAACGUUCAAAAGCAGUGGAUAACUUUCAUCGGCAAAAAACGAAAAUUUGAAGCGAAGGAUGCAAACACUUAUUCCAAGAUAUUUGUCUGCAGUGGCCACUUUGUGCGUGAGGACUAUGAGCAAAGUCAAGUCGAGAUGUACAGAAGAGGACUCAGGACCCGGCCCCCUUCCCUGAAGAAGUGUUCCUUGCCUUCUUUGAACACUGCCGAACAGCCGUUCCCAUCAGACUGGUUCUUGACUUCCCCAACUUCUCUAUUCUCUUUGUCAUCUCCAUCAUCAUCAUCAUCAUCACCUACAGGUACAUGCUCUACCACAACCAGUACCAGCUGUACAGUACCUACACCUGCCUUACACGAACAUCUACCUCCUUCAAGUGAUUCCCCCAGUCCUCUUUAUACAUCGCAUGAGCCUGACAUACCAAAGCGAAGCCGCAAGGAAUCCAUAUACAUCAGAAAAAGAGAUGUCGAUGCACUAUAUAUUGACUAUGUCAGACAUGCGGAUGAAGAGCGAGCCCAAGACAUUCUUGAAUGCUCAAAAGGAGUGCAGUGUGCGGUUAGAACUGUCAAACAGUGCAAGCCUCCAUUACCACCUGAGCCUGAACACGAAGAUGACUCUGACUUUUGCUCUGAAGAGUGUUCAUGUUGGGAGGGAGCAGAUUGUUGUGCAAAUCAUGAUCAUACAAACUCCAUCCAAGAAAGUCCAAGGAGCAUGAAGCGGAAACUAGAAAAGGCAAAUGAUCAGCUGUUCUCCGUGAGAAGACAACUCGAGACAUCUCAGGCUAAAGCACAGAGACUGAAGAAAAAGGUUGAUUCUCUGCAGGAAGUACUGAAGACACUGAAGAAGAAGAAUUAUUUGACAGAACAGGGGCUGGAAAUGUUGGAAAAGACAUAUGAUGUGCCAGCAGGAACAACGAAGAGAUUUGUCAAGUCAAGGCGCAAAGAUGUAACUUGAUCAGCAUCUCAAAACUCACAGAACACAAAGAAAUAGAUCCUUGAACCUGGCUGGAAAUACUGUGUGGGUCAAAAAAAAGUUUUCUCUCAGAUAAUUGUCAUUUAUUUUAAAAGUCAGCUAUGAACAAAAGGUUAUCAUACAUGUUUUGAAAGAGUGUUAUAUCCUGAAUCGUUUGGCAUCCUUUUUUGUGGUACAUGUACAUGUAUGUGUUCACACUUGGAUGAACAUGAGGCAUUGUUUCCGAGAGUGCAAAAAUCGACUUGCACAAAAGUAUCAGAGUGAGAGAAUGAAUUGAAUGUAUCAAAAUCAAAUGAGAUGCAUUGCAUUUGCUUUUUGCAGAAAUAAAGUCACAAACACGUGCACGCAAAUGUUCUUUGAUAUUUGAUAUUUGUGGCUGAUGAUUAAUUUUGUUAGAGAUGUUAUUUGGAUAUGCAAAGACCGAAUCAAUACCCAAAUCCCAAUUGUUUUAUUCAAACAUCACAUGUAUUACUUUGGCGCAAGUUGAUUUUUGCACUCUCUUAAACAAUGUCUCCUGUUUAUCCAA
Strongylocentrotus purpuratus (purple sea urchin) is the source of this 1778-nucleotide messenger RNA. RefSeq lists its product as uncharacterized. Bases 116 to 1234 code for a protein of 372 amino acids. The transcript is spliced from 4 exons. Lineage: Eukaryota; Metazoa; Echinodermata; Echinoidea; Camarodonta; Strongylocentrotidae. The record is from RefSeq and is a predicted model, not a curated record.